Molecule: messenger RNA, 7416 nt
Organism: Acanthaster planci (crown-of-thorns starfish)
Lineage: Eukaryota; Metazoa; Echinodermata; Asteroidea; Valvatida; Acanthasteridae
Source: RefSeq, a predicted model, not a curated record
UAGCUCCGAUUCGUUACAUUGUGUAUGUACACACAUGCACGAAAUACUAUUACAUACGGUACAUUUGUUUAUAUUGCUGAAGCGGUUGUAAAACUAGUUUGGUUUGGAAACAAAUUUUGUGGAACGUGAACUCAACAAAAGACUACAUUGUCCACUAAGACAGAGAAUCUAAGACGGUGAUGAUUUGUUCCAAGUAGCCUAAUAAAAAUGAUGAUGCUGUGAGAAUGCAGUGGCCGACAAAACAUGAUGCAGCGUAUGAGCUCACCGGCAGUAAGGUACCGUAACCAUGGCAACCCCGUGGGACGAAGUUUUCAGGAGGCAAACUACAAGCCAGAAUCGAGACCCUUGCCGUCACGUUAUGCAAACACCACCCCGCCACGUACCUACGAUGACGAAGAUUCUCUGAUUACCGGGUCUGGGCUGGACACAAGCUUUGAGCUCAUGUCAGCCACUCAGCUACGAGAACAGCUGAGGAGGGAGCAGCAGAAGAGGAGAGACAAGGAGAGGGAGGUGGACACUCUGAAGCGAUCCACCAACAGCUUGAUGGGUAGACAGGCCCGGCACAGCCCCACCGGGAAGAUGCAAGACAGCCCCAUCAAUGGCCAUGACUCAGACAGUGGGAUAAGCCACACCCUGUCCAACUCCCAAGGCCAACCCAAGACUUCACCCCGCCCUCUGCACUCCUCGCCCCUCCUCCACGUUGACGUAGAUGCCAGCCCCUCCAGACACAGCGCCAGGACCCCCGCCCCUCGCUCAACCGAGGAGCCCUGGGGUUUGACCGGGGCAUCGGGGGCGCUGAAGAGCCUGCAGGACGGAAUGUACGAGAGCGAACAGAGGCGGCUGACGCUGGUGGAGAAGCUGCGAGAGGCACAUGAGACACUGCAGCGACAGACUGAGCGAUUAUGUGAGAGUGAAGCGAAGCUAAACGACAGCCACUACACCAUUGAAAAUCUGUCCACCACCAAUGAGGACUUGAAUAAACAAAUUGCCAGCCUCCAGAGGGAAAAGGACAGAACCGUGGAGGGCAGGCAGGAGAUCAUUCGUCAGAACGAGAAAUUACAGCAAAGGGUGGACGAGCUGUAUCAAGAGUUGAAGAUGACCAAGUUUUCGCAGGAGAGUCUUCAGGCGGAGCAGCGGAAGCGCGAUCAGGUCGUCGAGCAGACGUCCAAAGCCUUGGACAUGAUGGAAGAGGAGAAUAAGAAUUUCCAACAAAUGAAGGAGAGCAUGAUAAAGGAAACAAAGGCCCUGCGAGAGAGCCUACAGAUGGCCCGUGCCAAGGCGGAGAAACUGGAGCUGGAUAACAAGGAGCUAGACAAAAUUGCAGAGAAGCACGAGUUGUUAGCUGCCCACAAUGCGGAACUGAACAGCCAAUUAGUGGAGGAGAGAAGAGCAAACACUGACCUGGACCAGCAAGUUGACCUCUUGCGGGCGGAGCUAAUGAAAGCUAGAGAGGAGAGGGAGGUGUUCCAGAAUCGUGCAACACAACUGGAGGACAAAUGCGCUGACCUCAACGCCAAGUGCGUCAGUUCGUCUGCCUCCAAAGAGAGACUCUUACAAGAGAAGCUUGAUCUACAGCAACUCCUUAAUCUUGCCACCCACGAAAAGGAGCAGAUGAACAAGACCAGGCAGACACUUGAGGGGAAGUUGACAGAGCUUCAGCUGGAGGUGACCCAGAGCAAGCUGUUGGUGGAGAAGAAGGAAGAGGAGAUGGAUAAGAUGGCGGACGAACUCAACGCCGUCAAAAAGGUGGGGGAGGUGCUGUCGUUGGAGUUGGCAGCGGCCAGGACGAGCCUGGAGAAAGUCCAGGAGGACAUCAAGCAGCUGAGCGCCGACAAGCGGGCAGUGCAGCAGCAGCAGACGUACUGGGAGAACGAAGCCAAGAGACUGGCCUCGGAGAAGGAUGCACUGGACAAGGCUCUGGAACAGCACAAACAGGAAUUCAAGAGGGAGCGAGAACAGUUGGAGGAACAGCACCAAAUGAUCAAAGAGAACAUGAAGGAGAUCCGACAAGAGAAGAGCAAGGUGGCCUCCAAGUGCCAAGAACUGGAGACAAUGCUGCAACGUGCCAACGAAGACUUGCGAGAUGACAGUCUGCAGCACCAGGAAGAGUUGGAGGAAUGGAAGGCAUCGUCGGACCGCCUGACUGCCUCCCUGAGCAGGAAGGACAGCGAGAUCAUGGCACUAGCCGAGAAACUUGAGGAAGCACAGGAGAAGCACGUUCAGCUGAAGUCGGAGCUGCAAGCGGCCAGGAUCAAGCAGGAGCAAUACGCGGAGUACCGGGACGAAGCAGACCGGCUGAGGGAAGAAAAUAAACAGCUGACACAGGACCACGCCGAGGACCAGCAGGUCAUCCAUCUGCUGGAGAUGCAGAAGAACAUCCUCUCCAAGGGGCAGAGUCCUGGAGGUCAGCGGAUGACAGGUGAGCAGCUGCAGGCCCAAGUCGAUCAUCUGCGAGCCGAGCUGGGAUUGGCUGAGGACAAAGUGAACGAGCUGAGGGAAGAGCUAGCGCGAGAGAGAGCCCAAGCCUCUCUGGCGCUGGACAUGCCCGACAGCGUGACCAGACGAUCGGCAAGGAGCACCCCUGUACCCUGCCACAACUGCCAAGAGCUCGCCGACCAGAUAGUCAAGCUGCAGGAACUCAAUUCUCUGCUGUCGGAACGAAUACACAGAAUAGAGAAUGACAGCCACCAAACCUCUGCCCGCUCCAAAACUGUCUCGGAGCUUCAAGACAAGUGCCGGCACCUGGAAGAGAAGUCGCAAGCUCUGGAGGAAGGCAAUCGACAACUCUCAACAAAAGUCUCCCAACUUGAGUCCGAGAGGCGCAACUUGCAGAGCCAGGCCAUGGACUCUGUGUCAAAGGUCGAAUAUGACCAGUUGGAGAGGGAGCGGACGAGACUGAAGCUGGACUGCGAGCGGCUGAAGUCGGACUACCACGAGCUUGAAGGGCGUCACCAACGAUUCGUGACUGAUCACUUGUCCCGGACACUGGACAGCACGGGUCUCGGGGCAUCUCUCACUGCACAGGAUUACAGAGAUCAAUUGGAAGCGGAAAUCCGCAAGCUCCAGGCGGAGAACGACGCUCUGAAGCGGCAAAUCGACCACCUGAACAGCCAAGCUCUCCUCGCUGACAACGCCAAGAAACGAUCAGACGAUAAAAUAAGAAUUCUCGAAAAGGAAGCCCAUGAGAUGCAGGCAGAGCUGACAAAGCAAAAACGAAGGCAGUCCCCGAUUCCAGACAGCGAGUCAGCCCUGCGCUCCCAACUUGUGGAGCGCAGCCAUACCAUCAACCAGCUGCAGGCGGAGAUGGCCGCCAAGAAUGUCGCCCUGGAGACCAUGAGGCAGGGACUGGAUGCAAGGGUGGACGGCAAGAACCAAGAGAUCGGCGAGCUGAUGAGGGAGAAGGAGGAGCUGAAUGAGACGAGGAGGAGGCUGGAACAGGAGAAGCUUGUCCUAGAAAUCAAGGUUGAUGAGCAGCGGUCUGUCAUUGAUCAGCUGCGAGAGGAAAAACCUCGCAUCUUGGAGGACAAGGAUACCAAGAUAGCAGAGCUGCACGCUGAGUUCAUCCAGGCCGAUAGAAAUGCCAAGAAACUGGAAAACGACCUCAGGAACAUGCAGGAAAAAUUACUUGAGAAAGACAGUGAGCUGGUUUAUCUGCGUCUCCAACAAACCACAGAGCUGGAAAGUGCCCAAGAAGACACCCUGAAACAGGUGAAGGAGCUGCAGGGCCUCAUCCUCAAGAAGGAGAACGAGCUGGGGGACCUUCGACAGGAACUCCAGGCCAAGAGCAGAGACUUUCGUGAGCUCCUCCAGGCCAAGACCCGCCAGGACUUGGAGCUGGAGCAGAUCCGGGAUGAGCACGCCCACCGAGUGGAGCAGCUGAGCAGUGCCAACAAGCGACAGGAGGAGGAGAUUAUAGCCCUGCGGGAGGAGCUCAACGCCCUACGGGAGCAGCUCCGGAGGCUGCGUGACUGCCAGGAGGCGGACACCGAGAACUUGAAGGAGAGGCUGAGCGAGGCAGCCCGGGAGACGGCCCGGCUAAAAGAGGGCCGGGAACGGGAGGUGACAGACCUCCAAGAUGAGCUGAUGAGGAAGGAGUCGGAGAUUCAGAGGCUGCUGUCGCAGAAGGGGUCAGAGGUGGCAGGCUUGGAGGAGCAGCUGAUGGACACGUCCAGGGAGCUGUCACGCUACAAGGACAGCAAGGAGAAAGAGGUGACAGACUUGAGGAAUGAGCUGGCAAGGCGGGAGUCAGAGCUUACCAAACAGAUUGAGAAGAAGGAAGGCAUCAUCAUGGCCUUAGAGGAGGAGCUAGAGGAUGAAAAGCACAGGAAGCCAAGACUUAUGAAGCAAUCUAUGAAUGCUGUGGAGGAGGAGCUGGCCUCAGUGAAGGGAGACCUGCAACGCGUCAACGGCAUGAUUGACAUCAAACAGUCACAAAUUGACGAGCAGAACAGCCGGCUCAAGGACUUGGAGUCCAAGAGAGAGGAACUCCAGAGAGACAAAGCAGAAAUGAGAAGAAAACUUGAGGCUGAACUUGACGAGAACAUGGACACUAUCAGAGACCUGAACCGCAAGAUGGACCAGCAGAAGACCGAAGUGGAGCUCUUGAGAGAGAAGUGCAAAGCCCUAGAGGGCCAGUCUACUGACACGAGCGUGCAAGGGGAUCGGGACGAAUAUUCCAAAAGGUUAGAGAGCAAGAUCCAGGGUCAGGAGGAGGAGCUACAUGCCCUGAACCGCUUGGUCACCGAUCUCCAGAAUCGCAACAAGAAGCUGGAGCAGACGAGAGACACCCUGCAGGAGAGCGUGGAGACCUACCGGGGGCGGAACAAGAAGCUGGAGGAGGCGGAGAAGCUCCAGAAGAAGGAGAUGGAAACACUGAAGGAAACAGCGGGAGCCCAGUGCACCAAGUGUAAGCGCCUAGAGGCCCAGUACGAGGAGGUACUUGGCGAGAAGGAGAGCCUGGAGGAAGAGAACGAGGAACUCCACCAGGAGGUGGAGAACCUGGAAGGGCUGCUCAACAUACAGCAGCACGAUGCCAAGAAGAGCCAACAGAAACCCAAGGAAGCAGCCAAGAAAUCGCCGGUGAAGGAGGAGAUACCGGUCACACAACAAACCCCAAAAGAAUCCAAGAGGCCUGGCUCUGGGUCUGGUUCCCCAUCUCCCCGCGGUGCCUCCCCGGUGCCAAAGAAGGUGGCCAACCCCUUGGAGCUGGCCGCCGCCCUGAAAAGGCUGUCCAACAAAACGGCCGCAGAUGCCGCCGCUAAGCGCACCUCAGCGGACACCUCCCCAGACUCCAGGAAGGGAUCGCAGGAUGGCCCCUCGUUCGAGGCCAGUGGGGCCUCAAUCCGUGGCCUGCCAGAGGCUGGCCGGUACGACCAGAACCGCCGGGCCUCCCUGAAUGCCAUGGAGGCUCGACUCCAGGCCCUGAAGAGCUCCAGUCAGGUCAAGCCAGUCAAGGGAAUCCUGGAGAAGAAAGAACCUGGAGCCUCGGGGGAUCAGCCUAAGAAACAGGCUCGUUUCGUCCUACCAUCCAGCAGGAAGUUUGAUAAACCCCUAGUUGUUGGGACGAAAGACGAUAGUCCGUCUGAUGUGGCUCAUCCGGUGUGAGUGUGGGGAGCCUACAGCACGUGGAGAACCAGUUGAUGCGCUAAGCCAUUCUUGGACCAAAUUGCUGAAUAACUAUUUGCCCUCUGUUGGUUGAUUCUCCAUUUCCCUUGUGUGCUUUCAGGGAAUAGACACAUUUUCCACAUCGUAUCUGUAUCAAAACGGAACAGCCCCUAGAUAAUACUGCAUGAAUGCCAUGUGAAGGUUUCAUUCAUUUUUAAAACCCCAACACUAUUACUCUCGAAUUUUUUAUUUUGUCAAUUUCAUUUUAUUGGGGUUUUGAAAUUCUGUGAUGUUUAAAAAAAAAAUUCAUUUUAGUGAAAAUAAAUACAUGUAAGUCGAGUGGUUUUGUGUAUUACAUGAAAUGUAUAUUUAUUACAUGAUUAAUUCUUCUCCGUCCAGUUGGUUUAAAUGACAUUUUAAAUAAGAUGCCUUGAUUAAGGCCAGAAAGAGUAAUUAUGCUUUCUGUUUUCCGACCUGCCCUAUUUUGACUGCGGGAUCCCUAAGUGGUUUUUUUUGGGGGGGGGGGCCAGGGGGAAGGAAAAUAGGGGAGAACGUGUAAUUGCAAAUACAGAAAAAAAAAACAAUCUUUUUCAAACGUUAUGCAUAAAACGAGUAACCUGGUGUGGUUUAUUUCAAUUGAUACAAAUGCCUGUUAUUUUUUUGAGUUAACACUAUACUGUUUACUGAAUCACUAUAUAAAUACGAAUUCAAACAUGCCUAUCUACCUACUUUCAUGUACCUACCCUGUUUCUAGAUGCCAGUUUGUUUUGGUUUUGCUUUACUGUUUUCUCCACUUUUGUGUGAAUUCAGGGAUGUCUGUAGAGAAAUACCAUGAGAGUCAGCUUGGAAAAAUUCUUAGCUUCUUCUGUAAUGUCCUCCGUCCAGUUUACAGUCCAGUUUGAAGUGAAUUCCACGGGGGAGGUCUACAUUCAACGUCUACUUUUGUAGUCGAGACCCCCAUUACGACCACAGCAAGACCCCGGCAGCAAGUCCAUGACUCGCAUGCUGUCUGAAUUCAAAGUCACACGCUAUACAAAUGAAUUGCAUGACAAGCAUUCCUCUGUCACGGUUCAUCUCAUCACUUGGGUCUGGUCUUGUGAUGGUCCCGAGUAAAAUGCUCCCUCAAACUAGACAAAUUGUUUCUCUGGGUUAUAUUGUUCAGAAGCGACUGAUCCAGUUACGUUUGAACUCCACUGCUGAAAUAAAAUUACCAACCAGCUUAUCUAACUUUCUAUGACACUGCACUUUAGCAAACAGAAGUGUCCUGUAUUUUAUUUUGAAUUUUAAAUAUUUUUUAUAUUCAUAGACCUUGUGACUCAUUUGGUAUUUUGAUCUGAGUAAUUUUUCAUACAAGAUCUUGUUCAUAUGUGUAUAUAUAUUUUUUGUUUCCAUUUUUCAUCAUAAUGACUCAAAUUCAGGUUUUUGUAAUGCAGUAUUGGACAAGCGCACUCAUUUGAACAUGCGCCACGAACGCAACUAAUCAGUUUGAAGAGUAGCUUCAGAAAUGUGUGAAUGUAGUCAUUCAGUUUCAAUGUACGUGAGUUUUCCAUCAUUUUCUAUGCAAAACAAUCCUAUGCAUUAAAUAUGUCAAAACUGUGUUCCAACUUCCAAUUUUCCAUAACAUUACAAUAUAUUUUUUUCAUAACGUCAACAGAGAGACAUAUUUUUUACUCUUUAAAACAUCAUUAUGUUUGUAGUACAUGUAUUACUAGUGGGUAGGCGAAAAGUGGACUUUUAUCAGGCAUUAAAAUUACAAACCAUGUCUUGGGGACAGCAAACUCUUCAUUAAACCCAGAAAAUGCUUAUUUGAAA